GAGGCAGGGACCUCCUCAUCGAGUACUUCGCGUCGAAAUUAUGGGCUGAGUUCGAGGGCCUCGAGAAUGAGACGCAGUGAAUCUCCUCCGACAUCAAAUACAACUAGUAGGACUGCUAUUUCAUCGACGUUGUGUAGGGGAAAAAAUACAAAUAGGAGUAGAUGCGAC
Molecule: messenger RNA, 168 nt
Organism: Amoebophrya sp. A25
Lineage: Eukaryota; Dinophyceae; Syndiniales; Amoebophryaceae
Source: the annotation of a GenBank genome assembly